AUGUUAAAUUUAAAAAAGCUUAAAAAGCUAUAAAUAUUUUUUUUAUUAAGUUUGUAAUUUCUAUGGCACUAAUUAUCUCUAUAAAAUAGAAAAUUACCAUAAUUUAAAAAAAGUAUAAUUUACUAAACAAAAUUAAAUAAAGCAAAUAAAUAGAAAGUAGACUUUUCACAAUUUUAAAAUAAAGAAGCUAAAUUAAAAAAACUCCGAGGGUCAUUAUAAAUUUUUGUCUUUACAUUCUUAAGCAUAUAUAUGGAUUCAUCAGAUAUUUAGUAGUCAAUAGUAGAGAAGCAACUGAAUUAAAACGACUAAACUCUUAGUCCAUUAUAAGAAUCUGCUAAAUAAUCUAUGGUAGAAAGUAUUGGAGAACAAAGAAUGAGAGAAAGUAGUUUUAUAAUAGAUUAAUAGAAAAAACAAAAAACUUUAAGUAAAUUUAAUAACAUGAAUAAACAAUAAAAUUAAGAUAGCCUAAGCGAUAAAAAAAAUUCAGAUGAUAAAACUAUAAAUAAAAAAACUUUAAAAUAAACUAAUUACAUUUAAUAAUAAUCAAAUGAUAAAAGAUAAAAGGUGUCAUCUAUCAAAGUAAGUGUCUAGAUACACUAAUUUAUAUAGAAAAUAAAGCUUUUUGCCUCAAGCGUCCUAUUUAAAAAGAUUUAUGAGUAUUAAUUCUAUCAGAUUGGUGAUCUUUCAAGUGACUAUUAAUUCUACUAGUAAAACUAAGUAAAAUAAAUUAUAAAUACAAUUUUUAACAAUUGA
Molecule: messenger RNA, 753 nt
Organism: Tetrahymena thermophila SB210
Lineage: Eukaryota; Ciliophora; Oligohymenophorea; Hymenostomatida; Tetrahymenidae
Exons: 3
Source: RefSeq, a predicted model, not a curated record